GCGGCGUUGGAGGAGGAGGAGGAGGAUGGAGGCGGUGGUGUUCGUCUUCUCUCUCCUCGAUUGUUGUGCGCUCAUCUUCCUCUCUGUCUACUUUAUAAUUACAUUGUCUGAUUUAGAAUGCGAUUACAUUAAUGCUAGAUCAUGUUGCUCAAAAUUAAACAAGUGGGUAAUUCCAGAAUUGAUUGGCCAUACAGUCGUCACUGUAUUAAUGCUCAUUUCAUUGCAUUGGUUCAUCUUUCUUCUCAACUUGCCUGUUGCCACUUGGAAUGUAUAUCGGUUCAUUAUGGUGCCAAGUGGUAACAUGGGAGUGUUUGAUCCAACAGAAAUACACAAUCGAGGGCAGCUGAAAUCACACAUGAAAGAAGCCAUGAUCAAGCUUGGUUUCCACUUGCUCUGCUUCUUCAUGUAUCUUUAUAGUAUGAUUUUAGCUUUGAUAAAUGACUGAAGCUGAAGAAACCAUGGUUGAAGUUAGCCUACACGACAGUGCACAGUUGAGGAGCCAGAGACUACUUAAAUCAUCUGUAGAACGUGACCAUAGCAGUAUAUUUUUCCUCUUUGAACAAAAAAUGUAUUUUUGCUGUAUUUUUACCAUAUAAAGUAUUUAAAAA
Chrysochloris asiatica (Cape golden mole) is the source of this 608-nucleotide messenger RNA. It is a transcript of the gene CNIH4, whose product is annotated as cornichon family AMPA receptor auxiliary protein 4. The transcript is spliced from 5 exons. The coding region runs from base 26 to 445 and encodes 139 amino acids. Gene Ontology annotation, biological process: endoplasmic reticulum to Golgi vesicle-mediated transport. The record is from RefSeq and is a predicted model, not a curated record. Lineage: Eukaryota; Metazoa; Chordata; Mammalia; Afrosoricida; Chrysochloridae. Gene Ontology annotation, cellular component: endoplasmic reticulum membrane; COPII-coated ER to Golgi transport vesicle.